Egretta garzetta (little egret) is the source of this 4393-nucleotide messenger RNA. Its product is annotated as nucleolar RNA helicase 2. Gene Ontology annotation, cellular component: cytoplasm; nucleus. Bases 1 to 4044 code for a protein of 1347 amino acids. Gene Ontology annotation, biological process: positive regulation of transcription by RNA polymerase II. The record is from RefSeq and is a predicted model, not a curated record. The transcript is spliced from 19 exons. Lineage: Eukaryota; Metazoa; Chordata; Aves; Pelecaniformes; Ardeidae. Gene Ontology annotation, molecular function: RNA polymerase II transcription regulatory region sequence-specific DNA binding; helicase activity; DNA-binding transcription activator activity, RNA polymerase II-specific.
AUGUCAGUGGCAUCGGUGUAUGCGGUCAUUGUCUUACUGUAUCUCAGUGUCUUACUGCACAGACCUCAGCCACAGUCCAUUCCUCUGGCAGAAGGAAUAUGUCGUACCAUAUCAGACAUGAAUGCAGAUCAUGUAAUGGUCACGCAGGCAACUUUAAUGGAGCAGUUAGUGAAAAACUAUCCAGGCGUUGCAGUUCCCUCCCACAAUAUCUUAUAUAAUAUCCUUGGCACUCUAAUUAAAGAAAGGAAAAUCUAUCAUACAGGAGAAGGAUAUUUCAUUGUGACUCCCAACACAUACUUUAUCACAAAUGAUGCCACAGAAGACAAUAGAAGGGUCCUGUUGGAGGACAGUUGUUGCUGUUCAUCACCUUCCAUCACUUACCUGGUAAACAUUGAGCAUGGUGCAGACCUAGUGAAAGAAAACAUUCCUACGGUAUCCCGUUACAGAUCCUGCCACUGUUUCACUGACCAGAAUAUGCUCUGUGAACAAAGACAUCGGCAGCUAAUGAACCAUGAACCUAGUGGAGGAGGUAAGAAAGGCUGCAGUGAAUUGAAGCCUUCAAUUCACACUCAAGGGACCUCCACACCUGCUGAAAACCAUUCCCGGGACACCAUCAAAUCUCUGACAUCUGUGAAAGAGAAACUGAAAAGCAAAAGGUUUGGCCUUGGCCUCUUCUGGAGAAGUGCUUCUAAAAAAGAAAAAUGUAAGAAGGAGUACUCCACUUUCUCAGCCCAGUUUCCUCCCAAGGAAUGGCCAGUCAGGGAUGAAGGUGACUUAGACAAUAUUCCACGUGAUAUUGAACACGAAAUCAUCAAGCGUAUUAACCCUACUCUUACAGUUGAUAAUUUGAUUAAACACACAAUAUUAAUGCAGAAGUUUGAGGAGCAGAAAAAAAAUAUCAGGUACAAAGGUAUUAUUAACAGUCAGCUGAAGUCCAGGACUCGAAAGCAAGAAAGGGCUUUAGGAAGGCCACGGUCCUUGGACUCCUCAAAAACCUUUGACUAUGAAACUGAACGGCUGGCUGCUGAAAGGCAAACUGACAAAGCUAAGCAAAACAAACUACUCCAAGCUAAUAUGUCUUCCCUCCAACUAAAGAAAGACAGUCUAAAUGAAAACUUUAGUUAUCCACAAGGCAGUACUUUGCAAAUAGAUAAUAAAGGUAAAUACUUUCUAGACAGUAAUAUUUCUGAAGAAAACAUCUACAGAAGAACAGUCAGAAAAAAUCCCGGGGAUAUUAAAAAAUCCUCUCAGUCCUACACUGAAGAUAACGGUGUGUGCAAAGAAGACGAAAAAUUUUCAUUACGUCUGAAAGAUGAGUAUUGCAGGUGCAAAGCUGACACUGUAUGUGAGUUAUUAGAUCAAACAGCAAAUGAAUUAAAAAAUGUCUGCCUUUCAAAUUAUACAGCCAAUGUUAACCUGGUAAAGAAAAUCGGUGUGAAAUACAGACAAAAGACUGAUAAAAAGAGUGAACUUAAAUUUAAAUACGACUGUGCCAGCCAUCCCAGAUCAAUGAAGCUGGAAAGUGGAGGAUUUACUGAUAACUGCCAUCUUCUGUACCAAAAAGCACAUGACGGUGACACCUGUAACUCAUUACAUCUGGAUGACAAUUUUAAAGGCAAUGAACCAUGUCACUUGCCUCCUGGCCAUGCUUUUUCAGAUAAAGGAGAGUGGAGUAGUAAAGCUGUGCAAAAGCUGGGGACAGCUAUGUCCCUAAAAAACUGUAAGGUUAAUACUUAUCCCGCCCAAUACAACACAACUGUAAAUAAAUGUGACUCUGGAGAGCAUGGCUAUAAGGGAAGUUCUGUUUUUGCAGAAUCAAUAGAUGGCUCAAAAGAGCAUCCAAAAAGAGAUUUCAGAGAAGAAAGUUGUUUGUACAGUCAGGUUCUUCUGAUGGGUCACAGAAAGGAAGAAGAAACUGGCUUUACUGAAUGUAUAAAGGCUUCAUCUGUAGCAGAUUUCUGCAACGCUGAUAAGGCUGACUCAGAUGCUGAUACUUUGCAGAACUUCACCUAUGAGAAGGAGAAAAAAGAGAAGAAAUCUAAACGCCGUGACAAAUCCCGGAGGAGAAAGGCGGAGACGGAUGAAAGCGAGCAGUCGGAGGAUGACAUUGAUUCCCCAAAACUCAAGAAAUCAAGGAGUGCAGUUAAACAGAACGGUGAUAUGAGAGAAGAAUGCUCGGAGAACACGAGAUUAUCUUCCUUAAACAUUAAAUCCACCCACAAAAAACGGCACAGUAAUUCUAGUGAAACGUCAAGUGGCGAUGGUGACAGUGAGCAAGAGCAGGAGAUGACUGAAGAACAGAAAGAGGGUGCUUUCUCCAAUUUUUCUAUUUCCAAAGGGACUGUUCAGCUUCUUCAAGCUCGAGGAGUGACGUACCUGUUUCCUGUGCAAGUGAAGACCUUUGACCCAGUAUAUUCUGGCAAAGAUGUAAUUGCUCAAGCACGAACUGGAACAGGGAAAACAUUCUCUUUUGCUAUUCCCUUAAUUGAAAAGCUUCAGGGAGACUCACAGGAAAGAAGAAGAGGCCGUUCACCAAAGGUACUAGUUCUUUGUCCAACCAGAGAGCUGGCAAACCAGGUUGCCAAAGAUUUCAAGGACAUCACAAGAAAGCUAACAGUAGCUUGUUUUUAUGGAGGAACUCCAUAUAAUGGACAAAUUGAUCUCAUGAGAAGUGGCAUUGACAUUUUGGUUGGGACACCUGGUCGAAUCAAAGACCAUCUUCAGAAUGGCAAACUGGACCUUAGCAAGGUGAAACAUGUCGUACUUGAUGAAGUUGACCAGAUGCUGGACAUGGGAUUUGCUGAGCAAGUGGAAGACAUUUUACGAGUUGCAUACAAGAAGGAUUCUGAAGACAAUCCCCAGACACUACUGUUUUCUGCAACUUGCCCACAUUGGGUGUAUGAUGUGGCUAAGAAAUACAUGAAGUCUAGAUAUGAACAGAUUGACCUUAUAGGGAAAAGAACUCAAAAGGCUGCUACAACAGUAGAACAUUUGGCAAUAGAGUGUCACUGGUCUCAGAGAGCUGCGGUUAUUGGAGAUGUCAUUCAGGUCUACAGUGGCAGCCAUGGGCGGACCAUUGUCUUUUGUGAGACCAAAAAGGAAGCAAAUGAACUGGCUCUGAACGCUUCAAUCAAACAGGAUUGCCAGUCGUUGCAUGGUGACAUUCCUCAGAAGCAAAGAGAGAUCACACUGAAAGGUUUUAGAAACGGCACAUUUAAAGUUCUGGUUGCAACCAACGUAGCUGCCCGUGGUUUAGAUAUCCCUGAAGUUGACCUGGUUGUACAAAGUUCACCACCAAAGGAUGUGGAAUCCUAUAUCCAUCGUUCUGGACGCACAGGUCGAGCUGGACGGACUGGGAUCUGUAUCUGUUUUUAUCAGCGAAAAGAAGAACAUCAGUUAAGAUAUGUGGAACAAAAAGCGGGCAUUACAUUCAAGCGUGUUGGUGUUCCUACUGCGACCGAUAUAAUAAAGGCUUCCAGCAAAGAUGCCAUCAGGUGUCUGGAUUCUGUUCCUCAAACUGCUAUUGAGUAUUUCAAAGAAUCUGCUCGGUUCCUAAUACAAGAAAAGGGACCAGUUAAUGCUCUGGCUGCAGCUCUAGCCCAUAUUUCAGGUGCUUCUUCCAUUGAACAGCGCUCCCUGCUGAGCUCGGAUGCGGGAUUUGUUACAAUGAUACUACGCUGCUCUGAAGAAAUAAACAAUAUGAGCUAUGCUUGGCGAAGACUGCGAGAACUGUUGGGUGAUGAUGUUGAUAGGAAGGUGAACAGAAUGUGUUUCCUCAAGGGAAGAAUGGGUGUUUGCUUUGAUGUUCCUGCAGCAGACCAAAAGGAAAUAGAGGCAAGGUGGGAAGAUUCAAAACAAUGGCGUUUAUGCGUGGCAACUGAAUUACCUGAGUUAGUAGAAUCACAGCGAGGAGGAGGAGGCGGCGGUGGUGGAAACGGCCGAAGCUUCUCAAGCUCCAGGAACGGGCGGCGUGGUAGCUCCGGUAGAAACAGAUUCAGAGGCAGAGGCCAGAAACGAAGUUUUGACAGAGCAUUUGAUCGUUAACUUUAACAAUCCAGAAGUGGAAAAAAAAGGGGACUGCAGUAUUUUAUAAUACAUUAAAAUAGGCUGUUCCUGUGUGUUUGUACCACUUGGGAAAAUCUGUCAUUUGGAUUUAUUUUUUUUUCUUUCUCAGUACUACUUUGGUCAUAAACAAGACCCUGUUCACUUUAAAAAAAAAAAAAAAAAAAACAAACAAAAAAAACAAAACAAGAAAAAUAAAACUCCUUGUUUCCUUUCUUUCCUGUAUCACCAUUUCAACUGCAAGACCUAAACCUUUUGUUCCAGAACAUGGCUGUCGCAUUCAAAACCCUAGCCUGGCUCACUGUAUAAUGUAUAGAUCUUAACUCCUGGU